AUGAACGAAGAAGAAGUCCGCCUACUGCAGGCUGCUGCAGGCUUUGAAGGCGAUGUAAAAGAGUCUGUGCCUGCCGUUGUAGGUGACAUCGAGGCAGGACAAUUAUCAGUUGACGAUCUCUCUGUCGAACAAAUCAACCAUGCCUUACAAUCUUUGGUUGGUGUCAUGGGGGAGGCUGGAACUGAAGUGAUUAAUCAAAACCUCGAACAACACUCCCAGCAAUCAUCCAAACCACAGCCAGAAGUCAACUUUUCCGUAUCCGGUACCGCUAAUAAUGGUGUGGUAAACUUUGGCGCGGACCCCAAGACAACCAAGGAAUUUGAAGGGCUUUGGGAGAUCGAAGAUCAGAAUGCUGAAGGUGACACUGGAGUCGGAGGCAUAGAAGACGGAUCCGAUAUCGACUAUGAAGUCCAGCUUAGAGAAUUGCAGAAAAGUCUUGCAGAGCUAUCUCGUGCAUGCGCGAGAGCGAGCACGCCGCCCCCCUCGACUCCACAGACCGCAAUGUCUUCAGAAAUGGUCGUCAGAUCUGACCAGAACCGACAAAUCAGUGCGACAGCCGAACAGUCUGUCCAGUUUACUGCGAAUUGGAUUAUCAACAAUCUCCAAUCUACUACCAGUACCAGAGCUACCCCAUCUUCCCCUGAGGAUUCCAAUGGGAAAGGUCGCGGCAGGCGGCUCUCUAUAAUUGACCCGUCCGAGGAUCCUUUGAAGGCUGCGGAGCGGGAGCGGAUACGAGUAGAAAACAGGGAGCGAAAGAAAAAAUGGAGGAAUCAAAAUCAAGAACGAAAUAAGGACAAUGACCUUCGAUGUCGUGUCACUAAACGCGCCCUUCACCUUUUCGGAGCCGAGAUGAGCAUUGAAAAAUCCAACUGGAUCGAACGUGAAUUCAACCGUCGGCGCUCAAAGCGCGUAACCCGUACCAAGAUCCGCGAUAAUGAUCCUGCUAGUGGUGAUCCCAACAUCGGCUCAUCCAGUGUAUUCCCAGCUUUCAACCAGUCCGGUUCAUCUAGCUACCAGGUGAGCUCUGGGGAACUGGUUCUUCGGAAUCAACUCAUAAACAAUCCCGCAUUAUUCGAAAAAAACGCGGAGUUUGUUAUUAUGGAGCUCAUCACGCUGAUGUCAACCGAGCCUACGCUACUUCCAUACAUGGUUGACAUCCUGAACAACAUGAAGGCAGAGGGGCGAGGACCAAUGAUUCAGAACAGCAACUAUCAGAUCACUCAUGACAUUGAUAACCGGAUUACUGAUGUUUCCGAUCACCUUCAUUCAGAAAACGAUGAUGGAACCGGUUAUGGCAGACAUGGUUCAGGACUUGGCUUGAUUGAAGAUGGCUCGAAUACUGGCUGGUCAACAGGAUCCCAGACACCGGUUCCCGAAGGACUUGACGGCAUCACUGGCGAAUUCGAAAGCCUUGAUCGAAUCACAGCUGGAUUCGAAACUCUUGUUGCCAAUUUGGAAAAAUCUUUGACAGAUUCCGAAAUCCAGAACAACACCGAUGGAACAACCAACCCUACGCCCGAGAGAAACGACCAGCUUAAGCCUAACACGGUGCCUGUUUCGAAUAGUUCUUCAGAUCGUGUCCCUUCACUCGACGAGAUACCACUAGACAUGGAUUUCAGCCACGGAAAUAUACCAGGCCCUGACAAUCUUGACCAAGCUCUCGAAGAUCUCAUGCGCGAACAGUCUCAGGCAAUGGCGACCAGCAGCAAUGGUGGAGACGCAGAGCCCCAGUUUGACGAAGAGGCCUUAGAAAGGUUGAUUGCGGAGGGUGGGGUUGAUGUUGCUGAGUUGAUGAAAGCUCUGGAAUCCGAACAGGCGACUGGAAGGCACCAAGAUCAGCAGGUCAAGGCACUUGAUGAUUUCUCAGUGAGGAUUGAUAUGAAUGAUAGGAUGGAGCUUGCUCAACAACUAGGACAAGCUGAGGACCCUCCAACAUCCGAUGCGAGUGAACGGUCGCAAUCCAAUUGCGGAGAUGAGGUUUCUCUUGAAGCCUCUGAAUUGACCCUCGAGGAGAUCAACAGCCUGAUCGCUGAUCUCAGCAAUGGUUCAGAGUCGAUCCCGGUGGACUUGAACGGGCAGUCCAAAGAAUCAGCCCCGCUACCUCCACCUCCAGUCGCUCCUCCGCCAGCCUUCAAUACCGACCACGAUACUUCUGAUGUAUACACUCCCGAGAAUGUUGUGGCAAUUUUGAAAACUCUUAUCGAACUAGCUGUAACCCCAGAAAACUAUGAAGCCUCCUCAACCCCAGCCCAUAAUCCCCGAGGAACAAAACGUUCUUCGCCUGAUUCUUGCCUAAACCCAUCGGUGAACAAGCGGCCAUGCGCUCGUGCGCCUAAUAACACAGCAGCGAUGCACGCGGUUUCCAAGACGGCACUCAAUCAACUCAAUGGGAUAUUGAUAUCAAACGGCUACCCCCCAACUCCCUCCUCGUCGAGCUAUCAGAAUCAUGCCCCAUCCGCCUAUCAUUCACCCCAAACAACUGGUACAAGUGGAAACUUACAGUCUCCGGCAUAUAUUGCAAGCUUCGGUACAACUGAUGGCAUGAAUAAGAAACUUAUGGCGAUGAAACCUCCCCCAUAUCGGCCAGCAGGUGGAAUUAGCAGCGGAGGAGCAGGCAUAAAUGGAAACGGGGGGUUAGCAGGGGUAACUGCCAAGAGAAAGACUGGGGACGAAGAGAAGAAAGUCAGAGCUAUGGGCUUCCCACCCUUGAUGGCUGGGUUGAAGCCUAAAUCAGUGUGA
Morchella sextelata is the source of this 2739-nucleotide messenger RNA. RefSeq lists its product as uncharacterized. The coding region runs from base 1 to 2739 and encodes 912 amino acids. NCBI's taxonomy places the organism in Eukaryota, Fungi, Ascomycota, Pezizomycetes, Pezizales, Morchellaceae. The record is from RefSeq and is a predicted model, not a curated record. The transcript is spliced from 2 exons.